GGCCUCUUCUGGCUCAAGCCCAUCGCGCCGUGCCGCGUUGCUUGCUGCGCCACGGGCGAGAGCGAGCACGCCGCGCUGGUGCAGGUGAAGAGGCCCGAGGCUGGGCCCGAGAGGGCGGCGGCUGCUCAGACGGCGGCUCACGCCGCGCCGACGUCGCUGCUCGCCAGGCGCGAGGUGUGCCCAGGGCGAGGGUGCGCCGAAGAAUGCGAGGAGGCGCCGUGGGACAAAAGGGGCAGGAAGGCAUACAUUGGUCGUUUCCGGUGCAUGAACAACGAGUGCCAGUGCUUGGUGGAUCUGUGGCCGUGCCGGCCCACAUUUAUCCCGCCUCCUUCAGAAUGCACGUGUUCAUGA
Messenger RNA from Prorocentrum cordatum, 351 nucleotides. The record is from the annotation of a GenBank genome assembly. Lineage: Eukaryota; Dinophyceae; Prorocentrales; Prorocentraceae.